AAGUUUUGGCACAAAUAUAGGCUACUUAAAUGACAAUUUGCAAAUUUCAUCACCUGUAAGGUUUGAAUCUGUAACGACAAAUUCUAAACAGAAAAGCUUAGUCAAAAAGAGUUUUCCUUUGUCCUAGAAACAAAAAAGAACAUCAACGAAAUUUUAAUUUCAUCCACAGAUAACAAAAUUGUCUUUUGAUGGGAAAACACAAAAAGUAGGUUCUUAUGAAACUCCAUGUUUCUGAAGAUGUACCUAGGAACAUAAUACAAGAACAGCAAAUAACACAAAUUCUUUGGUUCAAGAAUGUAAUCUGGAAUCAAACAACCUUGUGAUGUACUACUCAUUCUUUCAACAUGCUGAAACUAAAGCAAAAACGAAAGACAGAACAAACUGACACCUAUCUGGUGUUACUUACUUCAGGUACAAGCAUUGCGGACAAACCUUCCAGAGAAGCCAUCAGAAAAAGCAAAAAACUAGCAUUCCAAGAGGAGGACAUUGCCAUUUCACCUUCCAUGUCUUCUGCCCAGCUAGAUGUUCCCAUUAUUAAUCCAACAACCCCAGGUACAACAAAUCCAAACCCGAAUCCUAAUCCGAACCCCCCAACGAUGGAUAUCCCCCCGCCAUCUACCACAGACCCAUUCACGAAUCCUAACCCGAACCCUAGCCCAAACACAAAUCCAAACCCAAACCCGCCCAUGAAUCCUAACCCAAACCCAAACCCGAAUACGAAUCCAAACCCAAACCCAAGCCCGACCAACAAUCAGGGGCCAUCUACUGGAUCUUGGUGUGUAGCCAGCCCCAGUGCUUCACCAACUGCUUUGCAAGUAGCACUGGACUAUGCUUGUGGCUUUGGAGGUGCAGAUUGUGCAACUAUUCAGUCUGGUGCAAGCUGCUAUGAGCCAAACACACUUAAAGACCAUGCUUCCUAUGCUUUCAAUGACUACUACCAAAAGAAUCCAGCUCCCACAAGCUGUGACUUUGGAGGAACAGCACAACUUACUUAUACUGACCCAAGCUCUGGGAGCUGUCACUAUGCAUCAUCAAAAACAUCCCCUACUACACCCCCUGCACAGCCACCCCCUACCCUGCCACCUCCAAGUCCUAGCACAAUGACGCCGGUAAAUCCAUACACCCCAGUUGGACAGAAUGGUUCUGGUUCAGAACCAACAGAUUAUGGUUUAGAGCCAACAGGUACUCCCAAUGGAGCAGAUAACUUAUCAAGCAACAUCCAGUUACUCUUCUCCAUGGCUUCUUUCAUGGUGGCAAUUACAAUAACUCAUUUCUGAACAGAUUGGGCAAGACAUUGUUCACUGGGGCUGCAGGAAGACACUAGUUGUCUCCAUACUUCCAUUGAUUCUAAAGAGGCCGAAUCAUCAUGAGAUGUGAAAAUCCUCAUGGCCUUCAACACAUUAAACUUGCUAUAAUUCAUCCAUUUAUGGCUUUUAGUCCAAGUAGGAAGCCAGUACUUAGUGAAGAACAACAUCCUAAUGUAGCCAAUUCUCUAUUAAAAUAUUUCUGCAGUUAAUAAAUAUUUUAGACACGAUAUCUCGUUUUAGGAUCAUUUCAAUGAAGAGUUAUGUACAAAAUUCGGGAACCGACCCAUUGACAGGA
Messenger RNA from Nicotiana tabacum (common tobacco), 1602 nucleotides. RefSeq lists its product as uncharacterized. NCBI's taxonomy places the organism in Eukaryota, Viridiplantae, Streptophyta, Magnoliopsida, Solanales, Solanaceae. The record is from RefSeq and is a predicted model, not a curated record.